AUGCUGGCUGAGGUGGCGCGGCGGCGAUCGUCGUGGUUACGCUCAUUGCCAGCCGCUCAGCAUUUACCCCGAACUCUUCAGUUGUAUGCAACUUUUCAACCUUGUGAAAAAAGAAAGACAGGUCCGCGGGUGAUGGUACGCAAAGACCUGAGAUCACUUGGAGACAAGUCUCAAAGUCUUGACGCCCAUCUACAACUGCAUGUGAGCGGUGAUUGCAAUGCGCUCAUUGGUGCUGAUUUGAAAUCUCAAACCGAGGAGCCGUUUGAAGGCAAAAAGAAGGUGGUAAGGCAGCCAGUUAUACUGCCGGCGGACGCGGAAGCUGGGGUCUUUCCAUCGCUCAUUGCCAGCGCUUCACCGGCCGAAUUUGAUCUUAACAGAGCACGGGAUAGUCUGCAAAAUAUGAGAAGUGAUCUGAUGGACCGUCGUUUAGCAGUGAUGAAAGAGUCUAGAUAUCAGCGAGCACGGAGGAGACUCAAGGCAGCAACGGGCAAGCUGGAUCGCAUGCUGUACGCUAUGUGCCAGCAGCAGGACUACCAGCAAGUCGAGGCCGUAGCUUUUCUAUGGGAAAAAGAAUUUCCACAGUUUGCAGGACAGCGAAAGCACUGGUCCGUUAUUUCAGAACACUAUGCCUUAGUGCUUAACUGCCAGCAACGAUUUCAAGACGUCGUCAACAAAUUCUCGUUCUGUUACAAAGAAGAAGAUCAGAGUGCUGAUAAUCUCAGCGUCUUAACUCCACGACUGGCUCAAUCGAUUUUCGUUGCGCUUGGACAUCUGCGUGAUGCUGCUGGUGCUCUAAAAUUAUUAGAUACAAUGCAGCACCGUGGUAUUCAUGUGACAAAAGUUUCGUACUUUCACGCGCUCAACGCUCUUUUGCAUGACCAGACUUUCACUGAUUUUGAGUGUGUGCUGCAACUUUGCGAGGAAAUAGUCACCAAGUUGCCCGGAGAAAACGUACCUUUGUCGCUGUUGCCAAUGGUUAUGAUGACUGCCGCAGCUUGUGGCGAAUCCGAACGGGCAAUGAAGUUCUACAGCCACCCACCAGAUUUACCCAUGUCGAUUUUCACUGAGUUUAGAUUUGACGUUUGCUUGCAACAGUUGGCUCAUCUUGGCGAAGACAAAAUGGUGAUGGAGAUAUACCGCAAUGUAAUGGCGUCACGCAAAGCUAGCCGCGAUCUCAAACAAAGGGUAUCUAAGUUUCUUUUCAAGAAGCAACUUGUGCUGGUAACAACUAAUUCUCGCUGUAAACGUCUCGGUGCGGCAUGCAUAAUUUUGAAAAUUAUGAACAAGCACCAAAUUCUUGUGAGUCACCAUGCUAUCUACCCCUUAAUGCGUGCACUCUUUCUUAAACCGCUGCCAGUAUAUCACAUAAACAGCGUUAUUGAUGCCAAAGAUGACCAAAAGUUUCAUUUUCGAGUUCAAUCUGCGGAAGACCUGCACAAUUUUUUUUUGCAGUUUUCUAACUCGUUGAAAUGGAAUGAAUUUGCACUAUGUGAAGCUGUCAUUGCUGCGGUUCGCGCUGAUCGUGCUGAUUUGGUUGACAGUCUAUGUGUUUACGCGUUAAAUAAUUGCAUUUCAAUCAAGUACGCAGCGUUAGAGCAGAUGGUGGUAUAUUACUAUCGAUCGGGUCUCAUCAACGAUCUUGAGCGUGUGUCUACCAUGGUGCGUGCAUUGCGUUUAAACAAGCACAUUCCUCUAGGGAUUGCAGUGACAGAAAUUGGAAUGACAGCUAAUUUCCGGCUGCAUCGAUACGAGGAAGUUGUCAUGCUCUUCGAAGAUUUCUCGUCUUUGGACGGUGAGCGGAGACGAGUUCUAACGCGCAAGUUCAUGCUUCGGACGGUGCUUGAAGCGUACAAAAAUUUGGGACUAAGUGACAAAGCAAUGGCGAUUCAAGAGCUGCUUCGCCAGCAUCAAAGCAGUUUACUGGAUAGUUCUGAUUUUUUUGGUGAAGAUGAACUGAUGGCAACGAGUCUUCGUAAUGAUGAUGUCUCGGCAACAAUUACAAGCGAAGAUAGCGAAGAUAGCGCAGAUUACUACAAUUGCACUGGCAAAAUCGGUGAGCAGGAGCGGGUAGCAUUGCAAGGAUUGGACCGCUACAAGUCUCACUGA
Messenger RNA from Plasmopara halstedii, 2106 nucleotides. RefSeq lists its product as uncharacterized. The record is from RefSeq and is a predicted model, not a curated record. The coding region runs from base 1 to 2106 and encodes 701 amino acids. NCBI's taxonomy places the organism in Eukaryota, Oomycota, Peronosporomycetes, Peronosporales, Peronosporaceae. The transcript has a single exon.